Molecule: messenger RNA, 2779 nt
Organism: Cicer arietinum (chickpea)
Lineage: Eukaryota; Viridiplantae; Streptophyta; Magnoliopsida; Fabales; Fabaceae
Source: RefSeq, a predicted model, not a curated record
UUUUAUUUUUGUUUGUUGAUGUUCCGGGUUAUUAUGAUGUCAAGAAGAGAGAUCGAUGAACUAGACAAGUCACAAGUUUGUUUUAUAGUUUUGAAAUUUGGUGAAUGACAAGAGACAUAUUAAAUUUGUUCUCCAUGAAAAACUUGAGGUGUUCUUGGUAUCUUGCCGCAACAAUUGCUUUGGUUGUGGCAUUGGUUUCUAUAGUUCACAUGGUCUUCUUCACUUUGACACCUUCUUAUGAGUAUUUUAAGGUAGUUUCAUAUUCUACCAUUUCAUCUAAUGCAUCAUCAGCAGAGUUAACAAAUGGCUUUGGAAAGGCUGCAAUCGAUUUGAAGUAUGAGUUCCCGGCUGACUUGCACGGUGCACACCCUUAUAAGGGCACACCGUGGGAGGCUGAGAUUGGCCGGUGGCUUGCAAAUUGCGAUUCUCUUACAAAGGAUGUCAACAUUUCUGAGACAUUACACGGCAAUGACUGCAAAAAUGAGUGUAGUGGACUGGGGGUUUGUAAUCUGGAGUUGGGACAAUGUCGAUGCUUUCAAGGUUAUACUGGAGAUGGAUGCACUGACAUACAAGAGUUAGAAUGCAACUAUCCAAGAUCAAAUAAUCAGCCAUUUGGGAAAUGGGUUGCAUCAAUGUGCUCAGCCAACUGUGACAAAACAAGGGCACUGUGCUUCUGUGGAGAAGGAACAAAAUAUCCACAUCGCCCACUGCCACACACAUGUGGGUUUAUAAUUAAUCGAUCUUCUGAAACCUUUAGAGUGAAUUCGAUAAGAGUUGAUCAAGAUGUGUUCACAACUAAUGGUAGUAUACCAGGUUGGUGUAAUGUAGACCCAAUUGAAGCAUAUGAAGGAAAGGUAAAAUUCAAAGAGGAAUGUCAUUGCCCAUAUGAUGGUUUUAUGGGUCGAUUUUGUGAAGUGCCUGUUCAAUAUGUUUGCAUUAAUCAGUGCUCUAGACAUGGCCAGUGUCGUGGUGGAUUUUGUCAGUGUGAUAAUGGUUGGUAUGGAGCAGAUUGCAGCACUCCAUCAAUGAUAUCUUCUAUAGGAGAAUGGCCUAGCUGGCUUCGUCCUUCUCGGGUUGAUGUUCCUCAUAACAUUGAUUUCAGUGAAAAAUUAUUCAAUCUUAAUGUUGUUGUGGCAAAGAAAAGGCCUCUUAUAUAUAUUUAUGAUUUGCCCCCCGAGUUCAACAGUCUACUAUUGGAGGGACGCCAAUAUAAAGGAGAAUGUGUAAAUAGAAUUUAUGACGAGAAUAAUGCAACAAUAUGGACACAAUACUUGUACGGAGCUCAGUUGGCAAUUUAUGAGAGUUUGUUAGCUAGUCCUCAUCGGACUCUGAAUGGUGAAGAAGCAGAUUUUUUCUUUGUUCCUGUUCUUGAUUCAUGCAUCAUAAGUGGUGCUGGUUUUUCUCCUCAUUUGUCGUUGCAGAAGCAUAUGGGGUUGAGAAGCUCGCUUGCUUUGGAGUUUUAUAAAAAUGCAUAUAAUCACAUUGUUGAGCAAUAUCCUUAUUGGAAUCGCUCAUCAGGAAGGGACCACAUAUGGCAGUUUUUUUCAUGGGAUGAAGGUGCUUGUUAUGCUCCUAAGGAAAUAUGGAACAGCAUGAUGUUAGUACAUUGGGGAAAUACGAAUACGAAACAUAAGCAUUCAACUACAGCGUAUUGGCCUGAUAAUUGGGAUAAAAUUUCUUCUAAUAGAAGAGGCAUUCAUCCAUGCUUUGACCCUCACAAAGAUCUUGUGCUUCCUGCUUGGAAACUUCAUGAUGCUGACGUCUUGAAAUUGAAACUUUGGACUCGGCCUCGUCAAAAGCGGAAGACACUGUUCUACUUCAAUGGGAAUUUGGGAUCAGCUUACCUUAAUGGAAGACCAGAACCCUUGUAUAGUAUGGGUAUAAGACAGAAAUUGGCAGAAGAAUUUGGAUCAAGCCCUACAAAGGAUGGAAAACUAGGGAAACAACAAGCAGAAGAUGUCAUUGUGACCUCAGUAAGUACUGAUGAUUAUGAUUUAGAGUUAGGAAACUCUGUUUUCUGUGGAGUAUUUCCCGGUGAUGGUUGGAGUGGACGCAUGGAAGACAGUGUUUUGCAAGGAUGCAUUCCAGUGAUCAUCCAGGAUGGCAUUUUCUUACCAUACGAAAAUGUACUCAAUUAUGAUAAUGUUGUUGUUCGAAUACCAGAAGAAGAACUUCCCAACAUGAUAAACAUUCUUCGGGGAAUCAAUAAUACAAAAAUUGAUUUGAUGCAAGCAAAUGUUCAAAAAAUUCGGCAAAGAUUCUUGUAUCGUGAUUGUGUAAUACUUGAAGCUGAAAGGCAAAAAGCUGCUUUUGGAUAUCUUGAUGAUUGGAAAGUUGAAUUCUUAAAAUUGAUGGAGAACGAUGUCACCACAACUUUAAUACAAGUUUUGCAUUACAAGUUACAUAAUGAUCCUUGGAGGAAACAAGUUGGCUACAACAAGAAGUUUGGAUUACCUAACCAAUGUGUGGUAAACACCAACUGAGGAGGAGUAAGGGAAUUAAUUGAAGGAGUCAAGGUUAAAUGUGUAAAACAAGGUGAAGGUAAAGUUCUUUAAAAGAUGUUACCAUCUCUUCUACAAAAAAUGUCUGCAUGUAUAAGUAAAUUUUGACUUUUUUUUUUCCAGUGUGUUUGUCACACUAGAUUUGUAAAAAGCUAGUGUGUGUGUGCGCUAGGUAUGAUGCACAUGUUUUUCAAUGUGGUAUGUUUCAGCUGGUAUAUAAUUUUUUGGUAAUGAGCUAGUAAUAUUAUACCAUGUAUGUGAAAAUUAUGUUUUAAAAA